Molecule: messenger RNA, 504 nt
Organism: Nanorana parkeri
Lineage: Eukaryota; Metazoa; Chordata; Amphibia; Anura; Dicroglossidae
Gene: ZSWIM7
Product: zinc finger SWIM-type containing 7
Exons: 5
Coding region: 57-470 (137 amino acids)
Biological process (GO): double-strand break repair via homologous recombination
Cellular component (GO): Shu complex
Molecular function (GO): zinc ion binding
Source: RefSeq, a predicted model, not a curated record
CUGGAGUGACUGCAUUUUGUGCAAACCAUGAUCAACUGAGCCCUUUUGUCUAGAGAAUGGAGGUGUCGUUGCCUUCAGUUGCUCAAGAAUUGCUGCGUGAGAUAAAACAAUCUUACCAAGAAACUUCACAAAUUUCCGAUGAUCAUCUACUGGGGUUGAAGUUUAUUUUUGGGCCCACGGCCUUGUAUGCCUUAGAUUUAGUAGAUCAGCGUUCAGUCACACAUGUGACUAGUCCCAGUGGACGGAGCACUUUCCAGGUUACCGGCAGUUCUGGUAAGAUGUACAUCUGUUACAAGGCAUGCCAUUACUGUUCCUGUCCUGCCUUCACUUUCUCUGUACUCAGAAGAAGCGACAGCAUGCUGUGCAAACAUAUUCUUGCCAUCUACCUCAGCCAGGCGAUAGGAGUGUGCCAGGAAAUGACGGUGUCCGACAUGCAGAUGAGUGACAUUCUACUGGCCAAAGAAGACUGAAGUGCCAAUUUCAUCUGCAGUGACUUCUUUUCUG